This is a messenger RNA of Scylla paramamosain (green mud crab), 1340 nucleotides long. RefSeq names its product transmembrane protein 115-like. Gene Ontology annotation, cellular component: membrane; Golgi apparatus. The coding region runs from base 12 to 1292 and encodes 426 amino acids. The record is from RefSeq and is a predicted model, not a curated record. The transcript has 3 exons. NCBI's taxonomy places the organism in Eukaryota, Metazoa, Arthropoda, Malacostraca, Decapoda, Portunidae. Gene Ontology annotation, biological process: retrograde vesicle-mediated transport, Golgi to endoplasmic reticulum.
AGCAACAAAAUAUGUCAAAGCGAAACGCAGAAUCUGUUGCGUUGACCAAGAUGGCUUCUGCAGGUGUCGUUUUUCGCCACUUACCUUUAAUCAAACAGUCGUUAAUUGCCAUAAUUGGAAACACUGGACUAUUCGUGAAGUUCGUAUGUGUUCUGCUGAUAAUAGGGUAUGGUCUGUCGUUCUCUGAGGCGGCGGUGGAGGUGCUGAGUGUCACCCCGGGUUACCUGCUGCCUCCUACCUUUUGGCUCUGGACAGCCUUCACACACUGCUUCCUGGAGGUGCGGUUAUGGCAGGUGUGUGUGGACCUGGUCACGCUGGGCCUGUGUGGCAAGUUGAUAGAGCCACUGUGGGGCAGCUUCGAGAUGGUGCUGUUCUUCCUGCUGGUCAAUGUUUGCGUGGCCUUUAUCUCGGCGCUCUUCUACCUCAUCAUCUACAUGUGCACCUUCAACCCUGAGGUGCUGUUCAGCGUGCAGAUCAACGGCAUGGCGGGCUACAUAGCGGGCCUGUCCGUGGCGGUGAAGCAGAUUAUGCCAGACCAUGUCCUGCUGCACACCCGCACCCCGCUGGGCAAGGUGUCCAACAGGCAUGUCCCACUGUGCCUCUUCCUGACGGCACUGCUGCUCUACCUGUGCCAUCUGCUGGAGGGCCUGUACACCACCAUGAUAGGCUGUGGCAUCGCAGUGUCCUGGGUUUACCUGCGCUUCUACCAGGUGCACUCCAAUGGCACCCGGGGCGACAUGGCAGAGACCUUCGCCUUCUCCUGUUUCUUCCCAACGGUCCUUCAGCCGCCCAUACAGGUGGUGGGCGAUGCUGUGUACUCGUGCUUGGUGAGGAUCAGGCUGUGUCGAAGACCUGUCCGACGGUACGAUGUAGGAGCACCCUCUUCCAUUUCAAUCUCACUACCGGGAAUGGACCCACAUGAUGCAGAAAGGAGAAGACAAAAGGCAUUGCGUCUGCUCAGUGCUCGCCUCAACCAGGACAAGAGUGAAGGUGGAGGAGCAUGGCCUACGCUGGAUGACUCCCCUGGGUCCCGUGCUCAGUCUCCCUCCCCAUCUUCCAACCCUCCCUCCACUCACUCCUCAACCCUCAUGUCUAAGUCUAGCAAGUCUGUCACCAUUGCUGCUCCCUCUGAUGCCACUGAGCUGCCUCACCCUCCCAGCCAAGCAAGUAUGGUGCCUCCUCUCCCUACCUCCUCCUCCUCCUCCUCCCCCGCAUCCCCUCCCAGCAGUAGUUCUGGCCCUGCCACAGCCACACUAGUGGACAUUGAACAAGAGACCUCACCUGCCACCUAACUCUCUCUGUGAUUGGCAGCAGAGUUUGGCCUUGUUUUUACUAGUUUU